AUGCAGCUCAAGACCGUCCUUCUCUCCGCCCUUCUGCCCGGCCUCCCGGCUACCCUCGCCAGUCCCAUCAACGAGGUCCGCGUCCCGGGCGAGCUCCAUAAGAAUACCAAGCACGGCAAUAACAAGGGUGGCAACGGCAAUGGUCACGGUAACGGCAAGGGAAAUGGUCAUGGCAACGGCAAUGGCAACGGCAGCGGCGGCGGUGCCGGCGGCGAGUACGUGAACCAGGGCCCUUGGUGGUCUGUGAAGGGAUUCUCUCGUCACUGGAACGAUACCACGCACUCGGUCGAGCUCAGCUUUGCCAUCUGGGACUCGCGGGACAACAGCAAGGUAGAUUGCAACGUCAACGCCCGCAUACCCGAUGGGGUGAACUACAAGUUCGCUGAGUUCCACUCGGUGCCUUGCUCUAAGAACGAUCCUCCCGGGGCCCAGAAGUUCUUGAUCUCCAUGGGUUACGUGGAGUAUGCCGAUGCUGGAAUUCUGAACAUCUGCGAUAACACUUUCGACCCCGAGUAUUCAGCUCAAGCGUCGACUUACUUCGGGUUUGAGGGCAUCAACAGGCCCAAGGAACACGGGUUCGCCGAACUCUUGAGAGUCCCUGUCCAGUGGACCGGUUUUGGCUGUGUCUACGACAGGAGCCCUUACCCUUUGUAA
Molecule: messenger RNA, 654 nt
Organism: Sordaria macrospora k-hell
Lineage: Eukaryota; Fungi; Ascomycota; Sordariomycetes; Sordariales; Sordariaceae
Source: RefSeq, a predicted model, not a curated record